AUGGCGAGACCCGGCGCUGCGUGCCCUCCGCCCGCCCGCCGGGUGAUGGUGGCCGCACGGGCGCUGCUCUUCUGGGCGCUGGUUUACAGCUACUGCGGGGUGUGCGCCUGCAUCGCCGGGCUGCGGCUGCUCUGGAGCAUCGGCCGGCGCCCGGGCGAGACCUUCCGCUGGGUGGUGCGGGAGAACCCCCCCGCCUGUCUCAACGACCCCUCCCUGGGCACCCACUGCUACGUCCGCAUCAAGGAUUCAGGGUUACGAUUCCACUAUGUGGCUGCUGGAGAAAGGGGCAAACCACUCAUGUUGCUGCUUCAUGGCUUUCCAGAAUUCUGGUAUUCUUGGCGCCAUCAACUGCGGGAAUUUAAAAGUGAAUAUCGAGUGGUGGCCCUGGAUUUGAGAGGUUAUGGAGAAACAGAUGCUCCUCCUCACAAAGAAAAUUACAAGUUAGAUUGCCUGAUAGCAGACAUAAAGGAUAUUUUGGAAUCUCUAGGAUACAACAAGUGUGUGUUGAUUGGCCAUGACUGGGGAGGAAUGAUUGCUUGGUUGGUGGCCAUAUGUUACCCUGAAAUGGUGACUAAGCUGAUUGUGGUUAAUUUCCCUCAUCCUUCUGUAUUUACAGAAUACAUUCUACGACAUCCAUCACAAUUGAUUAAAUCUGGUUACUACUUCUUUUUCCAAAUGCCAUGGUUUCCUGAAUUCAUGUUUACACUAAAUGAUUUCAAGGUUCUGAAAAGUUUAUUUACCAGCCAGGCUACUGGAAUUGGAAGAAAAGGCUGCAGAUUAACUGCAGAGGAUAUUGAAGCUUAUCUCUAUGUCUUUUCACAACCUGGAGCAUUAACAGGACCCAUUAACCAUUACAGAACUCUUUUCAGCUGCCUGCCUCUGCAGAACCAUGAAGUCAUCAUGCCAACCCUGCUGUUAUGGGGAGAAAGAGAUGCAUUUAUGGAAGUUGAGAUGGCAGAAAUUACAAGGAUUUAUGUUAAAAAUCAUUUCAGAUUAACUAUUUUGUCAGAAGCCAGUCAUUGGCUCCAGCAGGAUCAACCUGACAUAGUGAACAAGUUGAUAUGGACCUUUCUUAAGGAAGAGACAAAAAGAAAAAGAGAAUGACUGUUUGUACAUGUUUUAAGGGGUCUAAAUAAAAGCUCUUCGGAUUUAAAACCUAAUUGUUAUCAGGGCCAUAUUUCCAGCCUGCCUUCUAUUUUGAGCUCUGUUAGAGAAGUGUUUUCAUUGUACUGUACAUUUGGACACUAAUCGUACAGCUAAAAGAAGUGAGUAUGAGAAUAUAUGAUACCAACAUUGGUUUUACCUGUAUACUUGUAUUUUGCACAUAAAAACACCUGCCUUAAAAUACAUAUGUAUUUGUACAGAAAGAAAAUCAUGGAAAGUUGCUUGGUUUUGUUUUCUCCCUUGCUUUACAGUUGUAAUGUGUGGUGCCUUUUACAAAUUUAUAACGAAACAAUAGAGUGGUGCCAUACUGAAGAAAGUCACAAGUUUUCAUUCUAGAUCUGCCUGAAUUUUUAAAAUGUAUUUUACCAUUAAACAGUAACUCUUUUUAUCUAUAUUUUAGCAUACUGAACGAUUGAAACUUUUCUGGGUACGUUUCUAGUCUUCAAGUGAAUAAUGAUCCGUAUCUUGUUGUAUUGUUGAAUGCAGCUGCUUUGCGCAAUGUGUUUUUCUUUCUUGACUAAAAAAUGGGAAACCUGUACACUCCACAUGUCUGAACAAGAACAAUGGAAAAUUAAGAUAUAACAUGUAUCAAAUCCACCUCUGUCUAAUAAAAUGCAACUUACAAG
Camarhynchus parvulus is the source of this 1790-nucleotide messenger RNA. RefSeq names its product epoxide hydrolase 4 (gene EPHX4). Bases 1 to 1104 code for a protein of 367 amino acids. NCBI's taxonomy places the organism in Eukaryota, Metazoa, Chordata, Aves, Passeriformes, Thraupidae. The record is from RefSeq and is a predicted model, not a curated record. The transcript is spliced from 7 exons. Gene Ontology annotation, molecular function: hydrolase activity.